Molecule: messenger RNA, 1706 nt
Organism: Rubroshorea leprosula
Lineage: Eukaryota; Viridiplantae; Streptophyta; Magnoliopsida; Malvales; Dipterocarpaceae
Source: the annotation of a GenBank genome assembly
AUCCAUCCUGCUCUGUACUCUCUUAUCUCUCUUUCUCCGCCUCUGAUCGAUAUCUGUUGUUAAAUAAUGAGAGAGAUCCUUCACAUUCAGGGUGGACAAUGUGGGAACCAGAUCGGUGCUAAGUUCUGGGAAGUGGUCUGUGAUGAGCACGGUAUUGAUCCGACAGGACGAUACAAUGGAAACUCUGAUCUGCAACUAGAGCGUGUGAAUGUCUAUUACAAUGAGGCUUCGUGUGGGCGAUUUGUCCCGCGUGCUGUGCUCAUGGAUCUGGAACCAGGUACUAUGGAUAGUGUCAGGACUGGUCCCUACGGUCAGAUCUUCAGGCCUGAUAACUUUGUGUUUGGUCAAUCUGGCGCUGGUAACAACUGGGCUAAGGGCCAUUACACUGAGGGAGCUGAGCUCAUUGAUGCUGUUCUUGAUGUUGUGAGAAAGGAGGCAGAGAACUGUGAUUGUCUCCAAGGUUUUCAAGUUUGCCAUUCUCUUGGUGGAGGAACGGGUUCUGGUAUGGGGACUUUGCUGAUUUCUAAGAUCAGAGAAGAAUACCCUGACAGAAUGAUGCUUACUUUCUCUGUCUUCCCAUCACCAAAGGUUUCAGACACAGUGGUUGAGCCUUACAAUGCUACUCUUUCUGUUCAUCAGCUUGUGGAGAAUGCUGAUGAGUGUAUGGUUCUGGAUAAUGAGGCCUUGUAUGAUAUCUGUUUCCGGACUCUAAAGCUAACCACCCCCAGCUUUGGUGAUCUGAAUCAUCUGAUUUCUGCAACCAUGAGUGGUGUUACCUGCUGCCUUAGGUUCCCUGGACAGCUGAACUCUGACCUCCGAAAACUUGCAGUGAAUCUAAUUCCCUUCCCCCGUUUGCACUUCUUUAUGGUUGGAUUUGCUCCUCUCACCUCGCGUGGAUCUCAGCAGUACCGUGCAUUGACUGUCCCUGAACUCACCCAGCAAAUGUGGGAUGCCAAGAACAUGAUGUGUGCUGCUGAUCCACGACAUGGUCGCUACCUCACUGCCUCAGCCAUGUUCAGGGGCAAGAUGAGUACCAAAGAGGUUGAUGAGCAGAUGAUUAAUGUUCAGAACAAGAAUUCUUCUUACUUUGUCGAGUGGAUUCCAAACAAUGUGAAGUCCAGUGUCUGUGAUAUUCCUCCUAGGGGUCUCUCUAUGGCAUCAACCUUCAUUGGUAACUCAACCUCGAUCCAGGAGAUGUUCAGGCGUGUCAGUGAGCAAUUCACAGCCAUGUUCAGGAGAAAAGCUUUCUUGCACUGGUACACUGGAGAGGGAAUGGAUGAAAUGGAAUUCACUGAAGCUGAAAGCAACAUGAAUGACCUUGUAUCUGAAUAUCAGCAGUACCAGGAUGCAACUGCUGAUGAGGAGCUUGAGUAUGAAGAUGAGGAGGAAGGUGUGGCUGAUGACACGUGAGAGGCAUAAAACCCCUCUACCACACCAUGGGAAUGGGAUGUGCUGUUGCCUUCAUAUCCUCCUGCUCUAAAGAAGGCGAGAUUUCAGAAUCUUUUCGAUUGGCUUUUCACAGCCUAGUUGAUGUUGGAAUAUUGCCUUGGUUUUUCUUUCCUUCUUUCUUGUUUUUUUUUUUUUUUUGGGUUUUGCCCUUUUGGAUUAAGCAAUAUUUGUAUUGGAGAUAUGUGAAAAGUAGUAGUAUUUGUAUUACUGUUCAUGUUUGGAUUUAGCUUUGGGUUUCUAUCCGCUUUUCGAUAUUG